Messenger RNA from Magnusiomyces paraingens, 807 nucleotides. RefSeq lists its product as uncharacterized. Bases 1 to 807 code for a protein of 268 amino acids. Gene Ontology annotation, cellular component: mitochondrial matrix. NCBI's taxonomy places the organism in Eukaryota, Fungi, Ascomycota, Dipodascomycetes, Dipodascales, Dipodascaceae. The transcript has a single exon. The record is from RefSeq and is a predicted model, not a curated record. Gene Ontology annotation, biological process: cytosolic ribosome assembly.
AUGAUUGCCAGAAUUGCCCUCAGAUCCGCCCGCCAGGUUGCCAUUAGACGUCUCCCCGUCGCCGCAAUGGCCUCUGCUUCCCGCAUCCCUGCCUUCUCUGCCAUCAGAACCUUCUCUGCCACCACUAAGUCCAUGGAGAAGCUCCCCCUGACCGCCUCUGAUGCCCAGCUUUCUAGAGUUCUUAAGAACGAAAUCAAUAUUGAGGUCGAGACUUCUCAGGAAAACCCCGAGGCUGAUUCUGCCAAGUGGCUCGAGAAGUCUGGCUUCCAGCUCAUUGCCAAGGACGGCACCGACGAGAUUGAGCUCAUCAAGAAGGAGGGUGGUGAAGUUAUCCACAUCUUUUUCUCUGUUUCUGACAUCACCAACGGUGAUGCUUACGACUUCAACAAUGACGAGUUUGCUGAGAACGAGCACUCUGAGGAAGCCGCUGAGGAGGAAGAGGAUGCCGACUUCAUUGAGGCUCCUCCUAUCCGCGCCAACAUUGUUGUCGAGAAGGCUUCUGGUGCCCUUUCCAUUGAGAGUGUUAUCCAGUCCAACCUCCUCCUCGUCGAGAACGUUACUCCCUAUGAGUCCGCUGAUGUUGCUCUUGCCAACACUUCUGAGGCUGACUUCAAGCGCCGCAGCAUCUACCAGGGUCCUGCUUUCUCCAACCUUGACGAGAACCUCCAGUCUGCUCUUGAGCAGUACCUUGAGAGCAGAGGAAUUGAUGCUGGUCUUGCUUCUUUCAUUUCUGACUAUGCCAACGUCCGUGAGAACAACGAAUACAUUCUUUGGCUCAAGAAGAUCCAGAACUUUGUCGAGGCCUAA